Molecule: messenger RNA, 456 nt
Organism: Necator americanus (New World hookworm)
Lineage: Eukaryota; Metazoa; Nematoda; Chromadorea; Rhabditida; Ancylostomatidae
Exons: 1
Coding region: 1-456 (151 amino acids)
Source: RefSeq, a predicted model, not a curated record
AUGGAAAAGAGCAUCUGCUAUCGGCAACGAAGGAGAAAAGAAGUCGUCUACGACGAUUGCGUACUCGAGGACUGCUUGUCCCAAGGUGACUGGCACAUCGAGGAGGACCCAAACGUGGACUACGCGAUGCUGCUCAGAGGAUUACGUGCCUGUGCUGAACGUGCCUCGAAGCCCCGCACGACAAACUUGGAUCGAAUUUCGAAGACCACUAAGGAAUUGUUGGAAAGAAGAAGGGUUUUGAGGCUUGAUCCGAAUGCGUCGCACAUUGAGCGGUUAGUAGCAAACACUAGCUGUAGAAAAGCGUUGCAGGAGGAUCUUUUGAAGUACAGGCAAAAGAAGAUUCUAGAAGCAGCACAAAGAAGAACGAGUCUAAAGAAGUGCCGCAGGGAUCUCCGCAAAUAUAAUAUUCUGCUAGCAACCUUGCUGAGACGGGACUCGCACGUCUUCUCGUCGUGA